GUCUUUUUCAACAAGUUGCUGAAAUGGCUCACCAGUUUCCAGGAGAAGCAGGAGGCCUUGGACAAUGUGCACCUCCUCAUUGGUCAUGGGGAAAACAACAUGGAUGCUGCCCUCCAGGCCCUCUCUCAGGGCAUAGAAACAUACCAGAUUCAACCCGGUUGCCUGGAGCGUUUCUUCAAUGAUGGCGAGGCUCCUGAUCCCGGCCUUCUCCCAGACCAUCUGAGUGUCCUUCCAGACUGGACUCUGCUGCCGUUGACGAAGGGGACACUUCCCCCCUACAUGAUAUACAUUCUGCAGCUGAGGCCAGUGAUACAGGGUAUCCAAGUGGAAGAUCACAGCUUACCCAGUGGGAACAUCACCUCUCGGCCCAUACGGCAGGUAUUCUACGGGCUGCUGCUGGGUGAGGGGAGGGAAGUGGAGGAGUAUGACAGGGAAGGGAAGAACCUGACCAGCAGCAAGGUUAAAGCCAUCCUGCCCAGUGCCGCACAACUGCUGCAGCUGGACACACUGGAUCAGGCUCCACAUUCAGUGCGGCUUGAGGUGUUUUUGGUGACCGUUGGUGUGUCCCAGUCCAUUUUUAAGGGUCUCCCACCUCAACUGGGACUUCCUGUAGCUGUUACCUACUACUGGCUGAGGCACGCCCAUCCCCGACCAGACCGUCCUCUCCUGCAGGCCCUGCUACUAGGACUUGUGUUCGGAGAGCUCUGCAGACAGAGGAAGAGCCAGAGAGGGUUUAUAGAGGAGGGACUAGUGUUGGAGAGGAUGAGAGGGUUGAUUCAGAGACCUGCUAUGAGUCCAGACCUGGGUGUGGCCCACGUCUUUAGCCAAUGGAAUCGUUGCAUGAGGGAUGGCCUUUACCUGAACCAACUGCUGUGUCUCCCUCUACCUGAGCCUCAGUGUGCCUGGUUGUACAAGGGAACUCUGGUGCACCAGCUUGUGGACCAACUGAGAGGGGGGGUGACCCCGGAUUCUCUCCUGAUGGAAGACCCUUCCUCUGUGCAGCUGUACAGAGCCAUGCUGGAAGCCAUAUUCAACUCCUAGGAAGCUGAGACCACUGGACAACCUGACGGACCCUCCACAGAUUCUGGUGCUGGAGGAAGAAGAGGAUGUUGAUGAUGAUGAUGGUGCUGGUGCUGGAGGAAGUUGUACUGAAGUCCCAAUGUCCCACUGCAAGAGGAAGGAAAGAUUUAACAAAGCUCUGUCAAGUUGUAAAUAUCGGGACCACUAUAUACAGACCACUAUAUAGGGACCACUAUAUAGGAAACACUAUAUAG
Oncorhynchus kisutch (coho salmon) is the source of this 1274-nucleotide messenger RNA. Its product is annotated as protein asteroid homolog 1-like. The transcript is spliced from 4 exons. Bases 100 to 1041 code for a protein of 313 amino acids. The record is from RefSeq and is a predicted model, not a curated record. NCBI's taxonomy places the organism in Eukaryota, Metazoa, Chordata, Actinopteri, Salmoniformes, Salmonidae.